Camellia sinensis is the source of this 1659-nucleotide messenger RNA. Lineage: Eukaryota; Viridiplantae; Streptophyta; Magnoliopsida; Ericales; Theaceae. The record is from RefSeq and is a predicted model, not a curated record.
AUGUCAAUGUCAAUGGAGAAUAGAACCAUGGGACAUGAAGAAAUUACAGUGGGCUUUGAUGAUGAAGCGUUGACUAUAAAAGAGCUACUUGCUGGAGGGAAGAAGCAGCUACAAAUGAUAUCCAUUUUUUGGAUGCCUGGACUUGGUAAGACAACUUUAGCCAAAAAACUGUACAAUGAUCCUUACAUCACACACUACUUUCAUAUUCGUGCAUGGACCUACGCUUCUCAAUUACCCAGCAAAACAGAAAUGUUGUUGGACAUUUUAUGUUCUGUUAAUGUUGUUUUUACCGAUGAAAUCGAAAACACGACCAAUGUGAAGCUAGGGGAAAAGUUGUACACGCAAUUAAAGGGCAAGAGAUAUCUCAUUGUCAUUGACGAUAUAUGGGAUAUUGGUGCCUGGGACGAUCUUAAAAUGUAUUUCCCCAAAGACAACAAUGGAAGUAGAGUUAUGUUCACUAGUCGACUCAAAGAGUUGUCUAUGCAUGCCUCACCUGAUUGCCAUCCUCAUUUGAUUGAAAUUGGGAAGCAAAUAAUGAAAAAAUGUGGAGGACUUCCACUUGCAAUUGUUAUAAUAGCAGGACUUCUUGCAAAGAACAUCAAGACACAAGAGUCGUGGAAACAAGUUGCCCAAAGUGUAAGCUCAUACAUUGUUAGUGAUCCAAACCAGUACUUGGACACACUAGCAUUGAGUUACAGUCACUUGCCUCGCCACUUGAAACCAUGCUUUCUCUAUUUAGGAGCAUUUCCAGAAGAUCAAAAAAUCUCAGUGCAGAGAUUAAUUUGGUUAUGGAUAGCUGAGGGGUUUAUACAAAAAAUUGAGCAGAAAAGCUUGGAGGAAGUAGCGGAAGAUUACUUAAUGGAUCUAAUUCAAACAAGUCUAGUAAUUGUUGCUCAAAAAAGACACCUUGAGACUUUGAAGCUACUGAAUCAGUUCUCUUACCCAACUAAUUUCCAAGAGGUCAAGUUUCCUACAAAUGUUAAAAGGCUAACCUUGAAAUAUACAAAGAUAAAGUGGGAGAAUAUAUCAGUCCUUGGGAUGUUACCCAACCUUGAGCUUCUCAAGUUAGAUGUUGACACUGCCUCGGGAUGGCAAUGGGCAAUAACUGCUAGUGGGUUUCCUCGACUCAAAUUCUUGAAACUGAAGGACCUCGAUAUUAAGCAAUUGAUCACCUGCUCUAGUCACUUUCCAAGCCUUCAACACUUAUCGUUGGAUUGGUGUCAAGAUCUCAAGGAAGUACCAUCUAGUUUGGGGGAUAUACUCACUCUGCAACUGAUUGAGGUAAACCAUUGUCGUUUAUGUGUUGAGGAAUCUGUUAGGAAAAUUAAGGAAGAGCAAGAGAGCAUUGGAAAUAAUUGGUUGAAAGUGCUGAUUAGGAAAAAUCCGUGGGGCCUUUGAGUAAAAGUGUAAUGAUACAACUUCUACAAGGAUGAAGAUUGUCUUGCUAUGGCUUCCCUCCCUUGUUCUGAAUCAAACAGAAAUGGUGUUUUCAAAGGUGCUAUCAGAGAAAAUGUACCAAUUAGAGUGUUUGAUUGUGCUAGAAAUUGUUGGUUAAGUGUGCUUUUAUGUAAUAUAUUACAAUUGUUGUGAGGAAAUUGUUGGAGUAUUAUUCUAUGACUUGUUUACUGUGAAAAUAUAAAAAUGGAGUACAGUUUGUAA